Dendrobium catenatum is the source of this 1463-nucleotide messenger RNA. Its product is annotated as serine/arginine-rich splicing factor 2. Gene Ontology annotation, molecular function: RNA binding. Lineage: Eukaryota; Viridiplantae; Streptophyta; Magnoliopsida; Asparagales; Orchidaceae. The coding region runs from base 109 to 951 and encodes 280 amino acids. The record is from RefSeq and is a predicted model, not a curated record. The transcript has 4 exons.
GAUGUCUCAUCUUAGGAGCUUCGGGGACCGGUGUGCUUAGGGCACAAGAAAUGCAUACUCCUGCCUCCACUCCAGUGAGGAGAGGGCUUGAUUGGACGAAGGUGAGCUAUGGCAAAAGCGUUGGCGGUGGCGCGGGCAGGAUUUCGGCGGUUUUUUUCCAUAUCCGCCUUCACUCCUCCUCCUCCCGCAACCGUCCCGCCACCAGCAGAACCUUCGCCGAAUCUCUUCAUCUCAGGACUAAGCAAGCGGACCACUUCAGAAGGGCUAAGGGAAGCCUUUUCAAAGUUUGGGAAUGUCGUCAAUGCCAGAGUUGUAACUGAUCGAGUUUCGGGUUACUCUAAGGGUUUUGGUUUUGUGAGAUAUGGUACAAUUGAAGAAGCUGCUGAAGGCAUUAAGGGCAUGGAUGGCAAGUUUCUUGAUGGUUGGGUUAUAUUUGCUGAGUAUGCAAAACCAAGGCCACCGCCACCUUCUCAGGCUCAGCCAUCACAGCCCCCACUGAACGUUAGUUCUUCACCACCAAUCAACCACACAACCCAGACAACGCAGUCUUGGUCUACUUACCAGUCGACUCAGGCAUCAGAGCCUCUUCCGAGCCAUUCUAACCAUACAUCUCAGGAAACACAGACUCCAUCAAACUAUUCUUACCGUUCAACUCAGACAUUGCAGUCUCCGCCAAGUUACAAUUCCAACUAUUCAUCUGAGGUGCCACCACCUCCAUCAAGCUUUCCAUCAGUUCGGGCUUCAAACUAUUCACAGGAUUCAGAAUCUCAAUUGGGCUAUUCGGGGUCGCCACCGCCAUCUAUGUAUGCUCCACAGGCCUCACAGCCUCCAAAUUAUCAACCAUCAAGCCAUGUAUCAGCACCAACAUUUAACUUUCCUCCUCAAGACUCAAAUCCUGAAAAUCCAUCGAGUCAAUCAUCUAGCUGCCGGCAUCAACAAACAGAGGCUUAGUUUGGGACGGCUUUCUUUCUGCUUCUUAAAGUAAUUUUUUAGUACAAAAAUUAAAAAAUUUGUACUGAAAAGCUGCUUUAAGAAACAGUAAAAAAGCCGUCCCAAACAAAGCCAGCGUAUGAAUCAAGCACCUAUAAAUAAUUUUUUUCAAAAUUAUGAGAAUCCAUCAGGAAAUGCAGCACACCAACCAAAUAUUAGACAUCCAGGCCUACAUCUGACUUUGAAUAUAUCAUCAACAAACAGAUUCUGAAUCAAUGUCUUCCAAAUAAUUUUCCUCAUAAGACAUCCAGGUCUGCAUCUGACUUUUGAAUCUGGUUUGUCAAUUUCCUAUUAAGAUGAACCUUUGCUUUCCUCUUAGUAGAAAGUUAUUUUGUGUAGGGAAGCAGAUCAUUCAGACAAACUGAACUUAAUGAGAUGCUUUAAGAAGACAGGUAUUGAUGCACUGAGAUAUUAAUUUUAAGAAAAGAAUUUACAUUUUUGCAAUUCUUUAUAUUUCAGUUUCGUUCUAUGCA